Molecule: messenger RNA, 2061 nt
Organism: Closterium sp. Naga37s-1
Lineage: Eukaryota; Viridiplantae; Streptophyta; Zygnematophyceae; Desmidiales; Closteriaceae
Source: the annotation of a GenBank genome assembly
AUGGUUGGGGGGAUGUGGCGAGGGAGAGAGGGUGCGAGAGAACGGGCGGCGAAAGCAGCAGCGGAGAUCAGAGCCCGAGAGUUGAGGGGAACAGCAGAGGUGGGUGAGUGUGUCAGGCGCCAUAGCCUAGCCGUUGAUAACCGGACUCUCAACCUGCUGCUCGGGGUGAUGGUGGGAGGCAGAGCAGUAUCGGAUACCGGAGAUUCUGUAACGGAGAAGCGAAAUGACGGGAGAGCCGCAGAUAGGAGGCUUCCUGCUGUGUCUGGAGCAGGGGGGACAGGGUUUAAGAGACGUUUAGAGGAGAAAGAUUGGGAGGGCGCAAAGGUGGUGGCGGUGGCGUUUGAAGCGGAAGGAGUGGAGUUGAACGAGAGGAUCUACACCACGCUGAUCUCGUGCUUUGGCAAGGGCGGGCGCAUUGAGGACUGUUGGCGGUGGCUCCGCGCAAUGGAGAGGCAGUGGGGGGUGGCGCCAGUGCAAAUGGGGGCGCACAUGCAACAAGUGGCGGAAGUGCAAGGGGUGGCGCAAGUUAAUGGCGCGGUUGGGGGAGAACGGGAAGAGGGAGAGGUUCAGGGGAAAUCAGAGGAGGGGAGCCGGGAGCAGAGAGGUUGGGGGGAGAAAGGGGAAGGGGAGGGCGAGAAUGGGGGAGGAGAGGGGGGUGCGUACGGGAAGAACGUGCUGCUUCCAGAGGAUAUCUAUGAUGUGAUUCUUGGGGCGUGCGUGCAGGUGAGAGCGCGCGAGGUGAAGUGGGGGGGCGGGGAAGCAGGACAAAGGGCAGGAGAGCGGGGUGCGUACGGGAAGCGAGUGCUGCUUCCAGAGGACAUCUAUAACGUGAUGCUGGGGGCGUGUGUGCAGGUAAGAGCGUGGGAGGGGUCAGCACAGCCAGUUCCAGCUCUCCUUCUGCUCGACCGCCUUGAUUCCCACCCUUCCCCGGACCUCUAUACUGACGUGGCAGCCUAUACAGCUGCCAUCUCAGCAUGUGCGAGUGUUGGCCAAUGGGAGAACGCCAUCCGACUGCUGACUAGGAUGCAGCAGCAGCCAAUUGGAAAAGAGAUGGGGAGGAAUGGGAAAGCCUCUUCCAUGCCGAAGCUGGAGGUUCGGGGAAAGCAGGAUGUACUUCGAAAGCCUGCAGUUCAGCCGAACGUGGUGACGUGGACGGCAGUGAUGUCAGCAUGUGCAAUGGCAGGGCGUGCUGACGUGGCAAGGGAAGUGCUGAGAAGGAUGAUGCGAGAAGGGAAUGGAGAGGAGGGUGAGGAGAAAAGGGAGGGUGAAUGGAAAUGGGAGAAUGAAGGGACGAUGGAGAGAAAGGGGAAAACGGAUGGUGAGAGAAAAGGGGAGGGUGAUGGGAACGAGGAGGAGAGAGUAGUUAAUGGACGGAGGAAAGUAACCAGGAGGGAGGAGAGACUGGUUGUGACAGGUGCCACGUCAGCAUCUUGCUUGGAUGCCAUAUCAGACGCCAUGUCAGAUUGUCGUCCCAAUGUGGUGACGUGGACAGUGGUCCUGACUGCAUGCGCGAGGGCGGGGGAGUGGCAGCAGGCCGAGGCACUGUUCACCCAGAUGCAGACAAACAGAGUGAUGCCGAACGAGGUCUCGUGGGCGGCACUGAUCAGCGCUUAUGCCAAGGGCGGGCAGUGGGAGAAAGCUAUAGGCGCCCUGAGGGCUAUUAGAGGGGGACGAGGUGGGCAAAAAGAGAAAUGGGGAAAGGAAGAGGAAAAAGAAGCAGCAGCAGCAGUACCAGCAGCAGCAACAGCAUUGGAACCAUCCAAUCCACCUCAAUCUUCGCCCCUUCCAUCUGCCUGGAACGCUGCCCUGCACGCGUGUGCCAAGGCCGGCAAGUGGAAGCUUCUGGGAAGCCUCGUGCAGGAGAUGCAGGUGGCAGGGCGUUCUCCCUCUGUGGUGACCUAUGGGGUGCUGGUGGGCGGGUAUGGGCGCGCGGGGCAAGCAAGACUGGCCAGUGAAGCAUUCGAUGAAAUGCUGUCGGCAGGGAUAAGGUAUGGGCGCGCGGGGCAAGCAAGACUGGCCAGAGAAGCGUUCGAUGAGAUGUUGUUAGCAGGGAUAAGGUGA